Molecule: messenger RNA, 258 nt
Organism: Gryllus bimaculatus (two-spotted cricket)
Lineage: Eukaryota; Metazoa; Arthropoda; Insecta; Orthoptera; Gryllidae
Source: the annotation of a GenBank genome assembly
AUGCGUUGGACUCUGACGUACUACCGAAGCAAAGUGCUGCAGCCGGUGCCCCGCGCCCCGAACCUGCCGCGCAAGCUGGUCUACAAGUUCAACCCGGCGGUCAUCCAGCGAGUGGCCGCCUCCAAGAUGGCGGCGAGCGGCGCCACCGCCUCCACCUCCACCUCCAACGCCCCUCCUGCGCCGCCCACCGCCGCCGCCGCCGCCGCCUCCGCUGCAGCCGACCCCAGCACCCUUGCGCCCCCCGCGGCAAGCGUAUGA